This is a messenger RNA of Enterobius vermicularis (human pinworm), 153 nucleotides long. The record is from the annotation of a GenBank genome assembly. Lineage: Eukaryota; Metazoa; Nematoda; Chromadorea; Rhabditida; Oxyuridae.
AUGCCUCGUCCUUUCAUUACUCUUCUGGCUACCGGGCAUCUUAUUUGCCCUCUGGCAUUGCUUCAUGAGGAAAUGAGUUCCAGGCGUGUAUUCGGCGACUCUUCCUUUCGUUUGUUUGUUUGCUUAUGCACUAUCUAUUUAUUUGUUCGUUGA